AUGGAUGUUCCCUGGAUCAUAUCAGGGUCAGAGGAUGGAACGAUCAAAAUCUGGGAUCGAGCUACAAAUCAGUGCAUCGCGACACUCACGGGCCACAGCGGUCCCAUACAACGCUUCGCAUGGUCACCUAUUGUCCAAUCACUUGCAUCAGCAUCAGACGAUGGCACAGUCAAGAUAUGGAAUGUAGCCACGGGCGAGUGCAUAUUGACUAUCAAUGAUCAUAUCGGUGGUGCUAAUGGGGUCGCUUGGUCUCCCGACGGCAAACGGCUCGCAACCUCAGACGACAACACAAUCAAGAUCUGGAAUCUAGCUACAAAGCAUUGUGUAUUCACACUAGGAGGCCAUGACAAUCGUAUAAAUUCCAUCGCUUGGUCAGCAGAUGGUACAAAACUCAUUUCAGCAUCGGCUGAUACAACUCUCAAGAUCUGGAGCUUGGCUACAGGCCAAUGUAUUACAACUUUUGAGGGCCACAGCGACGAAGUUCUUUCAGUUGCUUGGUCACCGGAUACAGUGCACAUUGCCUCGGGGUCAAAUGACAAUAGUGUUAAAGUAUGGGACGAAGCCACAGGCAAUUGCACUUUGACACUUAAUGGCCACCACUCUGCUGUUCGUUCUAUCGCCUGGUCGCCUAAUACACUUCGCCUUGCAUCGGCAUCACUGGAUAAUACUAUUAAGAUAUGGGAUACAUCUUCAGGACAAUGCACAAUAACAUUAGAGGGCCAUGAACAGUCCGUCACGGAAGUUUCAUGGUCGCCCGAUGGAGCCUGGCUUGUAUCCGCAUCGGAUGAUAGUACUAUCAAAACAUGGGAUGCAACUACAGGCCAAUGUUUAUCAACGCUUACAGGUCAUGAAAGUCCAGCCAAAACGGUGCUUCCUGUGACAAAAAUUAGCAAACUACCUCUCGGCCAACUCAGGUCAUUGCUCCCGAGCAAGGACGAGAAAGACAAUGCCACAGUGAUCGCAUCGGGUUCCCAAGACCAAACAGUAAAACUUUGGGAUCCAGAAUCUGGUCUCUGCAUCAAAACACUGGAAGGUCACACCGGGAUAAUUUGGUCAGUUGCGUGGGCUCCUGAUCAGAAGCAUGUCGCAUCUGCAAGCGACGAUGCGUCAGUUAAGAUCUGGGAUUCCACAACUGGCCUUGCCAAGUUCACGCUCCAGCAUAAAGUUCCUGUCUACUCCGUUGCCUGGUCUCCCGAUGGUACUAAAUUGGCUUCGUCUUCAGGAGAUGGAAACGUUUGGAUCUGGGAUAUAACCUGGGAUACAGAUGUGGCCCCGCAAGCUACCAUUCUCACCAACACUGGUAAUGCCAUAACACUUCUGGCCUGGUCUCCAGAUAGCACUCGACUCUUAUUUGCAUCGCCGACGGACAGCACGCUGAGAAUCUGGUAUUUGGCUGCUGGCGAGAGCUCGGUUAUCGAACUAGACGUCGACCGCCGAGUCGAUUCCAUUGGCUGGUCACCCGACUCUAAGCUCUUCGCGUCCGGAGGUAACGAUAAUGAAAUUACUAUAUGGGAUGCAGAUACGAAACAGAGUAAAUUGUCUCUCAAGGGUCAUCGGGGUUCGGUUCUUGGACUUUCAUGGUCUCCUGAUGGUACCAGAAUUGUAACGGGAUCACAAGAUCGUAUAAUCAAAGUAUGGGACCCAGUCUCUGGUAACUGUCUCUCAACAUUGGAGGGACACUCCAAAUUUGUACAGUCUGUCUCUUGGUCUGCAGAUGGAAAAGAUUUUGCAUCAGGAUCACGAGAUUACAGAGUCAAGAUUUGGGACGAAGCCGAAAGUAAGUGCAAGGCGACGCUCGAAGGGCAUACUGGUGAGGUGUGGACGGUUGCUUGGUCGUCUCAUCCCAAGCCACCAACCCCUCCGCCGCCCCCAGGUCCUGAUCCUGACUCCGGCUUGGCUCGGUGGAUGCAAAUCUUCAUGGCUUUGCAGGGCCGCCUACAUGAUUUGGAGUCGAAUGUCGAUGGCGUUGUCGAUUCGAGUGUCAAGGCAGCACUGGACUCAAUCGCAAAAGGUCUAGCCAAGUUCAACGAGCUCAUCGACCUUUGGCCGGACUAUACUGGAGACGAUGCAUCCAAUGAAAAGCGCAAGGCCAUCAUUCAAGAAGCUACAGAUCUCAUCCAGACUGGUGCCGGCUUUGUGACCGGCUCAGGGACAGACGGUGGGGUAAUUCCUCAGUUAAACGACAUUGAACAAGAACUGAAGGAGAAGAAAGCCAAGUUUUACGAAGAAACGGAGGAGGAGAAGACCGAAAUAACAUCGUUGGAGGCAGACAUUGACACGGCUAUAGACAAGAUGAAUACCGACCAAAAGGCGUAUGAAGAAGCUCAAGCCAUAUUGCUUGCAAAGAUAGAGGAGGUUUCUCUGGGGGCUGCCAUGCAACGCCAGGAAUCACUCAAGAAGAAAACAGUUUUGGAUGGAAUAAAUUACACAUUGCUUCUUGAAGAAAAUGGAACGCUGGACGACCUUCAACAAGCCGGCGAAUUGGCCUACCUGAUUCUCGACAGGGCUCAAAACAAAGUCCGCAACCUCGAGUUCCGAGUGCAAGCCCUGAAACGCAUCCAGAAAAAUCGGCCCAUGGUCCAGCGAGCGAUUGGCAGGGCAGAAAGGCUUAUAUCUAUCUUGAGAAUGAUGACUCAGGGCUUAUCCAACGAAGACGGUGCUAUUCUAGCCGUGGUCAAUCUCAUCUUGCCCACCAUCGAAAAGCUCGGCAAAGUGGGUGAGCCGCCGUACAAUCGCCCACAUCGCAGCAGCGAGGAUGAUUUGUGCACUUAUAUCUUAAUGAUUCACAGAGAAUCUCUGAUUGAUGUGGCAUUUGUUGAAAGUGCUAGGAAGGCUGUGGCUCAAGUACGGGAUUGGUUCGAUGAUGACAUUCCGAAGAAGACUCAGGAUGAGAUUGAUGCAAUUGUUAAAAACCCUUUGUACUGA
Molecule: messenger RNA, 2925 nt
Organism: Trichoderma breve
Lineage: Eukaryota; Fungi; Ascomycota; Sordariomycetes; Hypocreales; Hypocreaceae
Product: WD domain, g-beta repeat domain-containing protein
Exons: 3
Coding region: 1-2925 (974 amino acids)
Molecular function (GO): protein binding
Source: RefSeq, a predicted model, not a curated record